AUGCUUGAGGUGAACAUUGUUUCUCCUCCCAGUGAUUAUGUCCUCCCAAAUGACGAGGCAACGGCCGCUGCUUGUCUGACAUAUUUGGUUUUGAAAUCAAUACCUUUUAAUAUACGGUACUUGAAAAACGCAUAUUUUGCCUCUCCCGAUGGAAUUCUCCCGCUAUCGAAUAUCUGUGGCAAUCUCGUUUCUGGAUUUAUGUCAAUGGUGUUCACUCUCAAGACUUUUAAAAGGAAAGUCGAUGUAGAACUUGACAGGGAAGUACUGGAAAUAAAAAACACUCGCCAUAUAUUUUUUUUCUGGGUUGCAGAUAUCUUACGAAAUGUUGCUCUAUACCUAACUUGGAUGGAACCCAACGGUCAACGGCAUACAAGAGCUCAUUUUACUUCCAUCCAUCCGUGGCCCCUAGGUGACUACUAUUUCAAUCGUCAAAGAACUCUCAUUAUGAAAUUUUUAACGGCAGCUAAUUGGGCUUCCGACGAUCUAGGUGAUAUCCUAAAUCGCUUUGAUAGUGCCUGCAAGCACAUAUCCUGUAUGCUUACAGAUGGACCUUUUGUAUUUAAUCGCAAAAAAGCUGGUAAAGUGGAUUGUCUCCUUGCAGCGUAUUUUAAGACGUUUUCUACAAAUGCCAAAUACUUUGCUCUCCUUGCUCCAAUUAUUUCUAAAUAUCCUUCCCUCAAAAAACUAGCCACUUCUGUACGAUCUUUUCAAUGA
Messenger RNA from Hydatigera taeniaeformis, 714 nucleotides. The record is from the annotation of a GenBank genome assembly. Lineage: Eukaryota; Metazoa; Platyhelminthes; Cestoda; Cyclophyllidea; Taeniidae.